UUUACGGGCGGGAAGAGUGAACGAGGCUGCCUGUCGAAGCUAGUAGCUUUAAAUCCAGCACUUUUCUUUUAAUUCUCCGUGCAAGCCUGCCAUUUAUUCGUUUUUAAAUGUUUCUAGAGUUGCAACUUGUAGUGGAUACGCUUUAAACGGAACAUUAAUUAUUUUUUGUACGGAGCAGAUGGAGGAUCCUCUCGCAGAUUCUGGCGGCGGUGGCGGCGAUGUAUCAACGCUGGGCCCCGCGGUGCAGGUGACGGAUGUCUGCUACACGUUUGGGACGCUCCCCUGUCGGCUUCUGGAGUGGAAAGUCAAACCUGGCUCUCACGUCAAUGUGGACUCCGUGUUGGCGCUCUGUGUCCCCAUCAGGGCAGCGACGACCAGGCUACCGGAGAAGAAGGUGAAGUCGGACCGCGCGGGAGUCGUGAAGGAGCUGUGCUGUCACCCCGGACAGGUCAUACAGCCUGGGGGUGUCAUCGUCAGAAUAGCAGGAUGCAGCCACCCCAUAGUGAUGAAAGGCUUAUGUGCUGAAUGUGGCCUGGACCUGACUCAACUGCAGAGCACAAAUGGAAACCAGCAAACUCCCAUCUCCACGGCAACAGUCUCCAUGGUGCACAGUGUGCCCGAGUUGAUGGUCAGCUCUGAGCAAGCAGAGCUGCUUGGCCGGGAGGACCAGCAGAGGCUGCGCCGCAACAAAAAACUGGUCCUGAUGGUGGACUUGGACCAGACUCUCAUCCACACCACCGAUCAACACUGCCAGCAAAUGUCAAAUAAGGGCAUUUUCCACUUCCAGCUGGGGCGAGGAGAGCCGAUGCUCCACACGCGACUACGCCCGCAUUGCAAGGAAUUCCUGGAGAAAAUUGCCAAACUGUACGAGUUGCACGUUUUCACAUUCGGAAGUCGUCUUUAUGCACACACCAUUGCGGGCUUUUUAGACCCUGAAACAAAGCUGUUCUCACAUCGAAUCCUUUCAAGAGAUGAAUGCAUCGACCCCUAUUCCAAGACAGGCAACCUUAGGAAUCUUUUCCCCUGUGGGGAUUCAAUGGUCUGCAUCAUUGAUGACCGUGAAGAUGUGUGGAAGUUUGCGCCCAACCUCAUCACUGUGAAGAAAUACGUCUACUUCGAGGGCAUCGGGGAUAUGAACGCACCGCCCGGCUCGCAGGAAGCUCUCAUGGCCAAGAAAGGAAGCCCACCAUGUCGCCCAGCAGAGAGCACAGAAGCAUUAGAGGCCCCCGGUGCAGACGAGCACAAUAACAGCCUCAGGAAAAAGCCAGUAAACGACGGCACAGCGGAGUCUCGGUGCUCUCAGGGAGUCCCCACAAAUGAACGGACACAUCCCGCUGGGCCUGCACAGGACGAGGCGUUGAUAAGUAAACCUUUAGAGGCUGACGAGGAGGCAUCUGAGGCCACAUCGAAGAAAACCCAGGGGGGUGAUAGCCAAGAAAAUAGUAAAGAGGAGAGUGUUGGCAGAACAGGUGAUGCACAGGACAGUGCAAACUCGUUAACAGCAGUCAGUGAGUCCAAUAAUCUGGACUUUGACCUUUCCAGUGACAGCGACAGUGAAUCCAUAAGAGAAAAGACAACCUCAGCGGACGGUGACAGUGAGGUCAGUCAGGAAAAGAAGUCUGAGCAUGAAGCAACCUCACAAGAUGGCGGAGAAGAGACAGAAGAUAAAGCCCAAAGUGAAGCACGAGCAAGUUCUGACUCAGCAGAACAUUCGGACGUUCUUCUCCCUGAGCUUGGGAACGGCUGCUCAGACAGGAGGGAACCCGAAACCGAGUCGCAGAAUAGCGAACAAUCUGGGGUGACCAUGGGGGAGGAGCUCCUGGACCAGAGCAUGGAGGACGAGGAGGAAGAGGAAGCAGACAACGACAAGGACGAUCACCUCAUCUACCUGGAAGAAGUGCUGGAGCGCAUCCACACGGAGUACUACGCCCGCUAUGAGACCUUCCUGAAGAAGGAGGUGCCCGACACGCCGGACAUUCGCAAGAUCGUUCCUGAGCUGAAGAGCAAGACCUUAGAGGGCACCACAUUAGUGUUCAGUGGAUUGUACCCAACCAACUACCCAUUUGAGAGGACUCGGGAGUUCUACCACGCGAAGGCACUGGGGGCAAAGAUUGGCAAGAAUUUGGUUCUGAACUCACAAGAACCCAAUGGAACAACACACCUCAUUGCAGCAAAAUCUGGCACAGAGAAGGUCCGUCAGGCAUUGGCGUGCAAGCAUCUCCACGUGGUUAACCCCGACUGGCUGUGGAGUUGUCUCGAGCGCUGGGAGAGGGUGGAGGAGACGCUCUUCCCGCUAAAGGAGGACUACUCCAAGCAGACACGGAGCAACAGCCCAGCAGCUUUCCUAUGGGGCUCCCGGCUGAAGCCUCAUUUCCAGCAACCCCCUCUGAUCCAACACAGACCUCCACCUCCGCCUCCCGAGGUUCGAACCUAUGACCGCGUCACCGGGAAGCUGAUUCGCAGGGCCCCUCGGGCAUUGCCGGCAGCGCCUUACCUCCAGACGUCGGGUUCUUCUCUGUCUGAUCAACAUGAGCUAACGUGUCUCAGGGGAACGCCAAAUAGUCAACAAGACGUAGCAGCGGGACCCAGCCAGGAAGACAAGUCAUUAGGGCCGGCACGUCGGGAGCCUAGCUUGUCGGAAACGAUGCCGCUAUAUACGCUUUGCAAGGAGGAUCUAGAGAGCAUGGAUAAAGAGGUGGAUGACAUCCUGGGUGAGGAGAGCGACAACGAGAGUGAGGGACGAGGGAAAGAGAAAGCGGGUAAUGAGGUGGAGGACGAGCAGGAACAGCCGCAAGGAGCCGGACCCCUAACAGGAGGAGGAGAAGGAAGAGGAGGUGGCCCUCAGGAGCUGAAAGUGGAGGAAGAGGUCCAAGCGACAUCCAGUGGGACUACUUUGUCAAGGGGCCACAAACGAAAGCACGACGACGCCAAGGAAGACGACAACGAGGCUGACGAGUCCUCCAAAGAGGAGGAGGAAGAAGAAGGAGAAGAGGAGGAGGAGGAGGAGGAGGAGGAGGAGGAGUGCAGCUCCUCCGAGGCUGAUGAGAUGGUGGCGGCGUUGGAGGCGGAGCUUAAUGACUUUAUGUGACGUGGGACGCUGACAAGCUGUAAUUAUUCUGAAAACAACCAUGAAUGUUCUGUACAGUAUUGCUGUGUUUUGUAGCAUUAAUAUUCAUCCUGAUAGCCCCCCCUUUUUUGUUAGGUGGGCAUCCAAGCAGUUAUUUUAUGGUGAAGAAAAUAAAUUGUUAAAAAAAAAAAAAAAA
Messenger RNA from Dunckerocampus dactyliophorus (ringed pipefish), 3263 nucleotides. It is a transcript of the gene ctdp1, whose product is annotated as CTD (carboxy-terminal domain, RNA polymerase II, polypeptide A) phosphatase, subunit 1. The record is from RefSeq and is a predicted model, not a curated record. Gene Ontology annotation, cellular component: nucleus. The transcript is spliced from 13 exons. The coding region runs from base 179 to 3088 and encodes 969 amino acids. NCBI's taxonomy places the organism in Eukaryota, Metazoa, Chordata, Actinopteri, Syngnathiformes, Syngnathidae. Gene Ontology annotation, molecular function: RNA polymerase II CTD heptapeptide repeat phosphatase activity.